Xenopus laevis (African clawed frog) is the source of this 1607-nucleotide messenger RNA. RefSeq names its product forkhead box N3 S homeolog (gene foxn3.S). The record is from RefSeq and is marked provisional. NCBI's taxonomy places the organism in Eukaryota, Metazoa, Chordata, Amphibia, Anura, Pipidae. Gene Ontology annotation, biological process: regulation of DNA-templated transcription. Gene Ontology annotation, cellular component: nucleus. Gene Ontology annotation, molecular function: DNA-binding transcription factor activity; sequence-specific DNA binding; cis-regulatory region sequence-specific DNA binding.
CAGGAGUCUUUGCCUAAAUGGGUCCAGUCAUGCCUCCUAGUAAGAAGCCUGAGGGCACAGGAAUCAGUGUUUCUAGCCAGUGUUACAGGAGUAGCACAUUAUCCAACCCACUCCAAGAUGAUGAUGACUUGGACUUCCCACCACCCCCUGUGAAAAUCCAUAAAGAGAAAGGUGGAAUGGAAGAUGAGGAACUAACAAAUUUGAACUGGUUGCAUGAGAACAAGAACUUGCUUAAAAGUUUUGGGGACACUGUCUUACGAAGUGUCAGCCCUGUUCAGGACAUUGAUGAUGACACCCCGCCUUCACCUGCUCAGUCAGACAUGCCCUAUGAUGCUAAGCAGAACCCAAACUGCAAACCUCCAUAUUCUUUCAGUUGUCUCAUAUUUAUGGCCGUUGAGGAUUCUCCCACCAAGAGACUGCCAGUAAAGGAUAUAUACAACUGGAUCCUAGAACACUUUCCUUACUUUGCCAAUGCUCCAACAGGCUGGAAGAACUCUGUCAGGCAUAAUCUAUCAUUAAAUAAGUGUUUUAAGAAAGUGGAUAAAGACAGAAGUCAGAGCAUUGGCAAAGGUUCUCUGUGGUGCAUAGAUCCUGAAUAUAGGCAAAACCUGAUACAAGCCUUGAAAAAGACCCCUUAUCAUCCCUACUCAUAUGUUUUCAACACCCCGCCCACAUCUCCUCAGGCAUAUCAAAGCACACCAGUCCCACCCCUCUGGCCAGGAAGCACCUUCUUUAAGAAGAAUGGAGCCUUGCUCCAAGAUUCCGACAUUGACUCUGCUUCUGCCAUGAUGCUAUUGAAUUCUGCCCAUGAGUUACAAACAGGUUUUUCUCCGGGUGUGAUACAAAAUGGAGCCAGAGUGUUGAACAGAGGAUUCUUCCCAGGUGUCCGACCUUUGCCAAUUAAUCCUAUUGGAGCUAUGGCUGCCUCAGUCAGAAAUGGGAUUGCAAAUUGCCGAACGAGAAUGGAGAGUGAGCCGUCUUGUGGAUCUCCCUUGGUUAGCAGUGAUCCCAAAGAUGACCACAAUUACAGCAGCGCCAAAUCUGCUAACAAGAGGAGCUCAUCUCCCAGUGACUCCAUAUCGUCUGCCGACGAUCACUACGAAUUUGCAGCCAAAGUCUGCCGAGAAGGCAGUGAUAUCAGCUUCCAGAGCCACGAGAGCUUCAGCGAGACAGAGGAAGAGGACAAGAAACAGAUAAAGAAGGAGCUGAAGGAUCCCCUGGUUGAGAGCAGCUACUCCUCCCAACACAAGAAAAAGCAGCAUUUACUAAAACUUCGGAGGAUCCCCAGUGAUGCCCUUCCUCUGAAAAAGAGACGCACAGAAAAACCACCCGAGAGUGACGACGAGGAGAUGAAAGAGGCAGCUGGGUCCCUCUUGCAUUUGGCAGGAAUCCGCUCUUGUUUGAAUAACAUCACCAAUCGGACGGCUAAGGGACAGAAAGAGCAAAAGGACAAAGACACCACAAAAAAUUAGUGCAAAUCCGAUAGAAAUGGUUUUAAAAUCCAAACAUUUCAGCACGUCAGGUGAAUUCAAAUGAUCUUGUGGCAAUAUCAACAUAUUUUUCCCCUUUAUUUUUAUUUUGGUGUUUUUUUGUUUGUUUUUUUUUUU